Cicer arietinum (chickpea) is the source of this 1782-nucleotide messenger RNA. Its product is annotated as cytochrome P450 94C1-like. Gene Ontology annotation, molecular function: iron ion binding; oxidoreductase activity, acting on paired donors, with incorporation or reduction of molecular oxygen; heme binding. The record is from RefSeq and is a predicted model, not a curated record. Lineage: Eukaryota; Viridiplantae; Streptophyta; Magnoliopsida; Fabales; Fabaceae.
GAUAUGUAUUCCAAACCUCCAAGACACACCCUCCUAUCUUAAAGCUCAUUCAUUUCUAAAAGAGCUAAACAUCAAAAUAAAUCAAAAAUGAAUUUUGAAACUUCACAAUGGUUUCAAAACUCCAUACCCAUCACCAUUUUCACCUUCUUAUUUUUCACCUUCACUCUUCUCUUUUCCUUCUUCUCAUUCCUCAUCUUCAUUUUUAGAAUGAAACCAUGGUGCAGCUGCAACAUUUGUUGGAGCUACCUAACAAUGAGUUGGGCCAAUGAAUUUAUAAAUAUAAGUGAUUGGUACACUCACCUUCUUAAAAAAUCACCAACCGGUACCAUUCACAUACACGUGCUCAACAACACUAUCACGUGCAACCCAAAAAACAUAGAACACAUUCUCAAAACACGAUUCGACAACUACCCAAAAGGAAAACCGUUUUCCGCGAUCCUCGGCGAUCUUCUUGGUAACGGAAUCUUUAACGUUGACGGCGUUUCGUGGAACUUCCAACGGAAAAUGGCGAGCCUUGAACUAACGAGCGUAACGGUUCGUUCCCACGCUUUGCAAAUCAUCACCGAAGAAAUUCACACGAGACUCAUUCCUUUCAUGAUUUCAUCCGCACGUGCCGAAAAAGUUAUCGACUUACAAGACAUCAUGCGACGUUUCUCUUUCGACAACAUAUGUAAAUUCUCCUUCGGGUGGGACCCACUCUGUCUUCAACCAAAUUUACCUGUUUCCGAAUUAGCUGAAAACUUCGACAUUGCGUCGAAGCUUUCUGCUAUGCGUGCUAUGUCAGUGCUACCACUGACGUGGAAAAUCAAACGGUUUUUAAAUGUUGGAUCGGAGAAGAAACUUAAAGAAGCAAUCCUCGUAGUGAACAAUUUAACUGAGAAGAUCAUCAACAAGUGUAGAGAAAUUGGAUUUUCGACGAGAAAUGAUCUUCUUUCGAGAUUCAUGUGUUCCGUAAACGACGACAAAUAUUUAAGAGAUAUAGUAAUUAGUUUUCUAUUAGCUGGUCGUGAUACGGUGGCGGCAGGUUUAACAUGUUUGUUUUGGUUAUUAAAAAGGAAUCAAAGGGUGGAGAAAAUUAUUCUAGAGGAAGUGAACCGGGUAAUGAACCCGGUUCAAGAAUACCCAAAUUUUGAACAAAUACGUGAAAUGAAUUACCUAAACGCGGUCGUUUAUGAAACAAUGAGACUUUACCCGCCGGUUCAGUUUGAUUCAAAAUUUGCAAAAGAAGAUGACGUGUUACCGGAUGGGAGUUAUGUGAAGAAAGGGAGUCGGGUGACUUAUCACCCGUAUGCAAUGGGUCGAAUGGAGCGGGUUUGGGGAUCCGAUUGUUGCGAAUUUAAACCGGAGAGAUGGUUGAAAGAUGGGGUGUUUGUGAAUGAGAGUGUGUUUAAGUAUCCGGUUUUUCAAGGUGGUGUUAGGGUGUGUUUGGGGAAGGAAUUGGCUUUGAUGGAAAUGAAGUGUGUUAUUGUUGCUUUGGUUAGAAGGUUUGAGGUUCGAGUUGAGGGUAAUGGUGAGAUUCAAUUUGUUCCGGGUCUUACUACCACUUUGAGGGAUGGGUUGCCGGUUCGAGUCUUUGAAAAAUGAUAAUAUUGCUGCCAGCUGAUAUAUAUUAUUUAUUUACAUUGGUAUAUUGUUACAUUAGUAGUUCUUAAGUUCACUUAGGUGUACUAAUUUGUUAUGUAAGUAGUGCAUAAUUGAAAAUAAAUCAUAUAACAUAUUAUAUGUUAUAUUGUCAUGGAAAACAAUCUCGUAGCUAAAUUGAAAGUUUACCCUCUUUAUUUA